Messenger RNA from Musca vetustissima, 1072 nucleotides. RefSeq names its product angiopoietin-1-like. The transcript is spliced from 5 exons. Lineage: Eukaryota; Metazoa; Arthropoda; Insecta; Diptera; Muscidae. The annotation marks the transcript as partial. The record is from RefSeq and is a predicted model, not a curated record.
AUGUUGUACUUUAUACUGGUGCUAGGACUUUCGGUAUUGGCUGUGGAUGCCGUACCGCCCUGUGGUAGCCGUACUCUGUGGGAACCUCAGGAUGGAAUCGUAAAUUCAAAUCCUGAACAAGAAAUUGUGCAGCUACGAAAUCAAUUUGUGCAACGUCAUUGGGAACUAAUGACUUUAAAUCUUAGGAAAAAGCUUACGAUAUUUGAACAGAAACUCGUAAAACUUGAAAAUGAAUUGGGGUUGCCUUCAGAGAUAACCGAUAUCGCUGGUAUCAACGACGGUGAGCCGAACCAAAUAUCUGCUGUUGAGAAAAUAAAUUCUACUGAUAUAAGUGAUGAUGGCGAGCUAAGUGAAAAUGAACCCGAACAACCUCUGCCAGAUAAUCUUAAACCUGCUGCUGAGAAAAUAUAUUUUACCGAUAUAAUGGAUGAUGAUGAGCCGAUGAAAUGCAAAUGGAAUAAUGAUUCCAACUUCGUAUGCACAAAUUUAUCGCUUGCCGAGAGUUGUGCCGAUUCAAAUAGCUUCAAUUGUCGUAAUGGACUGUGUCGCAUACGAAAUCACAUCUAUGGUCCCAAGUCAUUUUGGGUACCCUGUGAUGGCGAUUGGACAAUUAUCCAGCGACGUAUUAAUGGAACCGUGGAUUUUAAACGUAGUUGGAUGGAAUAUCGGACAGGCUUUGGAGAUUUGAAUGGAGAAUUUUGGCUCGGCUUAGAAAAGAUCCAUUCCCUAACAACUCUAUACGGAUACGCUGAACUUAAAAUUGAAAUGCAGGAUUUUCGCAAUGUCUGGGGUUACGCCCACUAUAGAUGGUUUUCUGUUGGCAAUGAAACCACAAAAUAUCAACUAACGGUGUGGGAUUAUAUUGUAUCAACUGCAGGGAACUCGUUCAAUGCGCAUAGAGACGAGCAUUUUUCAACAUUCGACCAAGACAAUGAUAAGAGCAGUGAGGAAAAUUGUGCCUCCGGAUUAAAUGGGGGUUGGUGGAAAUAUUAUUGCAAGACGAACCGCUACAUAAGCAAUUUGAAUGGAUUCUAUUACAAAGAUGGUUUCGUUCCCGAAGACAAGCCUGACA